GUGAUCAAAGAAAAGGACACUCAAAAGCUGAAGAUGUGCAAGACCGUACCCAAGGCCAGAAUAAGAAGUGCAAGCGAUGUGAUGGAGAAGUUGAGCUCAUUGCAGGAACUGCAGCACCCACAUAUCUCCAGCAUCACAGACUUGAUGGAGGACGACAAGAACUACUACAUCAUCAGUGACUACUACAUGGGUGGGGAUGUCCAGGAUUGGCUGGAGCGAAUGGAUGAAGGCAACUGGCUUCAAGAAGCCACCUGCGCAGCCUAUGUGCGCCAGGCACUCCUUGCAUUGAGCCAUAGUCAUUCUGCGCAGGUCUUCCAUCGUGACAUGAAGCCCAGCAGUCUUCUACUAACCACCAAGCUGCCAGACGCAGUGAUCAAGGUGGUAGACUUUGGCAUUGCCGGAAUCCUGGAUCCUGAUAAUUCGAUAAUUCAAAGCAACCCAAGCGAGUACACAGUUCCAGAGGUUAUGAAGUCCUCCGAGCAGAAAGGUGGAUCCGCUGACAUGUGGAGUGUGGGUGCUAUUGCCCAUGCAUUGUUGGUGGGCAACCACGCCAGCGUCAGUUCCAGGAAAUCUUGGAGCUUUAUCAAGGAAGAUGAAGGUUGGAGCGAGCGGAGCUCCCUGGCCAGAGACUUUGUCCUGCGCCUGCUGAGGCCCGCACAUGAGCGGCCCACAGCCGCCAAAGCACUCCACCAUCCCUGGAUCAAGGGGAUGAUGCCGAUCAAUACAAUCAAUGCGAACCAGAGCAACACAAAAGAAGCCAGGGAGCUUCGGUACAAGAUGCUGUGCUAUGCACUGAGCAUGAUUCUUCUUCCGGCUGUAGUGCCUCAUCGAGACUUUGAUCAGCUACGUGUGGCCUUUCAACAGAACGACAUCGACCACGACGGCUACAUUCCAAGGGCCAUUGGCUUGAGGCUUCUUCUGAGCCGGUGCCAACUGAAUGAGGCUGUUGUUCCAGCUCUGAACAUCGUGGACCUGGGCCGCUCAGACACGUGUGACCUUGCUGCGAUCGCCACAGCUGACUUGAUUGCCAGAGAGUUCUUUGCCGCUGGACCAACCAAUGCGCCUUUGGUUGGCCCGUUUGGGGCAACUGACUUGGCACCUCGAUUGCUGAAGCGUUUCUUCGAGAUAUUUGCGGAGAAGCGGAACGGUGUGCCAAGCGCAGCUGUGCAGCUGCAUGCCAUUAGGGCAAAGCUUCGAACUGCAACGGCCAAAGAUGUGGAGGCAUACGCCAAGAUUAACUAUGACGAGUUGCUGUCCUGCCUUCCAGAGGAUACAGGAAUCGAUAGCAAUGUUCUGACUGCACAGCUCUCCGCGAGUGCUGGACGCGGAACGCCUCUUGGCACAGACCAGGAGCUGUCACCUUUGAGGGCUGACUCGCCCUGGGAACUGCCAGCUUUCCUGGACCUCUUCGGCAUCUUUUAUACAUGUAGUUCGUCCAAACGUGAUGACUCACCUGGCUCUAUUCGCAUGUAUUGAUUUGGCGACCCAAUGACCGUCGCCCAAAUUCGGUUGCAAACCGUUUGCACGCGUUGCACGGAACCGGUCCGGUGCUCAAGCCGGCAAGCAGUCGAAAAAUGAGGGGCACAAGAAAUCAGCCAGCC
Durusdinium trenchii is the source of this 1601-nucleotide messenger RNA. NCBI's taxonomy places the organism in Eukaryota, Dinophyceae, Suessiales, Symbiodiniaceae. The record is from the annotation of a GenBank genome assembly.